AUGAGUAAAAGAAUGUUUUUAUUCAUUGCAACUAGAGAAACUCCAGGACCUAGGACAUUAAUGAUGUUUUUCUGGUUGUUGACGUUUGCCAUACUUGUAAAUGUGGCUAAUGCAGAGACAAAUUUGUUGGUGAAUGGUAACUUUGAAACGACUACAUACAGCGACUGGUAUUGUAUGGGACCAUGCUCAUUGGCACCGAGUGACGACGCCCGACAAGGCCAGCACAGUGUCCAGGUGACCGGACGUACCGCCAUAUGGAAUGGUCUUGCCCAGGCAGUUAGCUUCAGCAGCGGGGAAAGGUACAAGAUCACUGCUUAUGUCAAACUCUUGAAUACUGCAAACAAUGCGGCCUAUCAGACAGUGGGACUCAUGGAAAAAUGCACAGUGGCAGGAAACAGUGUAUACACAAGAAUAGGACAGACACCUCUAAUACAACCCGGAGACUGGUAUCAGAUAGGUGGUGUACGCCGAAUAGCAGAUGGGAGUUCGAACUGCAAGAUUUACGUACAGACGGACGCACCGGCGGACUACCUGGUGGAUGAUGCGAGUGUUACACACAUCCCAACCUCGGCGUGGGCAGAAUGGAGUGAAGCUGCUGAAGACAGAAUCGACCAGAUCAGAAAGGCCGACAUUAACAUACAGUAG
Molecule: messenger RNA, 645 nt
Organism: Mercenaria mercenaria
Lineage: Eukaryota; Metazoa; Mollusca; Bivalvia; Venerida; Veneridae
Product: endo-1,4-beta-xylanase A-like
Exons: 4
Coding region: 1-645 (214 amino acids)
Biological process (GO): carbohydrate metabolic process
Molecular function (GO): hydrolase activity, hydrolyzing O-glycosyl compounds
Source: RefSeq, a predicted model, not a curated record